AUGGAAGACAAUUUUUUUCUUGAUGAUUCUGUAUGGGAAUGUUUUAUUCGAAAAUUAACUAAAGAAACUGAUGAUUUUGAAUAUUUUGUUCAAAAAAUAGCUGGAGUAUAUGGUGUUUUAGCUGAUGAAGUUAAAGUAUAUCAAGACAAUAAUUGUACUGAUAUUAUUGUGAAAUAUAUCGAUUCAAAACAGGAAAAACAUUUUAUUUAUCUUAAUUAUGAUAAUGAACGUGAACGUGUAGAUGCCGCAACCCAUGGAAUAUCAAACUGGGCAAAAGGUCAUACUUUCGAAAGUGAUCUUCAUAAAUUAUUUAACCAGAAUGGGAUAAUUGCCCAUAUAAUUCAAGUUACUGAAGGAGACGAAUUUAAAUCCACAAUGACACAUUUUAAAAAUUCAUUAGAGAUUUUGGUUUAUAAUAGUAAGACCAUGAAAACUAAAAAAUAUUUGACAAAACAAGCUAAACUUUGGUUAGAUAAUUCAUCACAACAAAUAAUU
This is a messenger RNA of Racocetra persica, 495 nucleotides long. NCBI's taxonomy places the organism in Eukaryota, Fungi, Glomeromycota, Glomeromycetes, Diversisporales, Gigasporaceae. The record is from the annotation of a GenBank genome assembly.